Messenger RNA from Choloepus didactylus (southern two-toed sloth), 2130 nucleotides. It is a transcript of the gene SERPINE2, whose product is annotated as serpin family E member 2. NCBI's taxonomy places the organism in Eukaryota, Metazoa, Chordata, Mammalia, Pilosa, Megalonychidae. Gene Ontology annotation, molecular function: serine-type endopeptidase inhibitor activity. The record is from RefSeq and is a predicted model, not a curated record. Bases 166 to 1359 code for a protein of 397 amino acids. The transcript is spliced from 10 exons. Gene Ontology annotation, biological process: negative regulation of plasminogen activation; negative regulation of endopeptidase activity.
GCUGCCGCCGCUCUCCCCCUUCCGUCUCCUCCCGCCCCGCCGAGACCCCGCUCCGGCUCUGGCCGCGCCGCUCUCCUGGCCGCCACCUGGGGAUCCCGAGCAAGCGGCGAACACACAGAGAGACUGUUGCCUGCUCACUCCAGGUUGUCCUUGCUGGACGGAACCAUGAACUGGCAUUUUCCGUUCCUCCUCUUGGCCACCGUGACUUUGCCCUUGGUCUCCUCCCGCUUCAAUUCCCUGUCUCUGGAAGAACUAGGCUCUGACAUAGGAAUCCAGGUUUUCAAUCAGAUUAUCAAAUCCCGGCCUCACGAAAACAUCGUCGUUUCGCCCCAUGGGAUUUCGUCCAUCCUGGGGAUGCUUCAGCUGGGAGCCGACGGCAGGACAAAGAAGCAGCUCACCACGGUGAUGCGAUACAGUGUGAACGGAGUCGGUAAAGUGUUAAAGAAGAUUAACAAGGCCAUCGUGUCUAAGAAGAAUAAAGACACUGUGGCAGUGGCUAGCGCAAUGUUUGUCAAGAACGGCUUUAAAAUGGAAGUGCCGUUCGUUACGAGGAACAAGGAUGUGUUUCAAUGUGAAGUCCGGAACGUGGACUUUGAGGAUCCGGCCUCCGCCUGCGAGGCCAUCAACUUGUGGGUUAAAAACGAAACCAGGGGUAUGAUUGACAACCUCCUCUCCCCAGACCUCAUCGAUGGUGUGUUCACCAGGCUCAUCCUUGUCAAUGCCGUGUAUUUUAAGGGUUUGUGGAAAUCACGGUUUCAACCUGAGAACACUAAGAAACGUACAUUUGUGGCAGCUGAUGGGAAGUCUUACCAAGUGCCCAUGCUAGCCCAGCUGUCCGUAUUUCGGUGCGGGUCAACCAGCACCCCCAAUGACAUAUGGUACAACUUCAUUGAGCUGCCCUACCACGGGGAGAGCAUCAGCAUGCUGAUUGCACUGCCGACUGAGAGCGCCACCCCCCUGUCAGCCAUCAUCCCUCACAUCAGCACCAAGACCAUAGACAGCUGGAUGAGCAUCAUGGUGCCGAAGAGGGUGCAGGUGAUUCUGCCCAAGUUCACAGCUGUAGCACAAACAGAUUUGAAAGAGCCGCUGAAGGUUCUUGGCAUUACUGAGAUGUUUGAUCCAUCAAAGGCAAAUUUUGCAAAAAUAACAAGAUCAGAAAACAUUCAUAUUUCUCACAUCUUGCAAAAAGCAAAAAUUGAAGUCAGUGAAGAUGGAACCAAAGCUUCAGCAGCAACAACUGCAAUUCUAAUCGCAAGGUCGUCGCCUCCUUGGUUUAUGGUAGACAGACCUUUUAUAUUUUUCAUCCGACAUAAUCCUACAGGUUCUAUCUUAUUCAUGGGGCAGAUAAAUAAACCCUGAAGAGUAUAUAGAAGAACCAUGCAAAGCAAAGACUGCUUUGCAAUGAAGAAAAGACUCCUUUCCUACACCUUUCAUAGUUCUGUUAAAUAUUUUUGUACAGUACUUUCUUUUUCAAAAGUAGCUCUUAGGAACAGAGACUCAGUGAUAAAAACAUUUCUGUUCUGCAAUGUUUGAAAGGGAAGGAAGGGCAGGGUGGCUGCAACACGGUACUGAGAAAUGAAUAGAAAAGCUUCACAAUGUCUGAAAGAUUCUUUAAACUACUGAAUGGUUACCUAGGUUGAAAACCCUCUUGAGAAUUUACUGUCCAGGUUAGGAUUUUUGUUUUGUUUUGUUUUUAUGUGUGGCUUAUCAAAAGAAAUUUAAUCAGUGUGACAUGGGGCGGGGGGGGGGGCAUUUUAUGGUAGUUUUGACUUUUUUAUGGAACAAAGUAUUAUUCACCUUUUUAAUUUUUUUUUUAAUUUUAAUUUUUUGCCCAAUCCAGAGUCCAGAGUCUUGAUAGUAAUCAUUAUUUGGGCGGGUAGAAAUAGCAAAAUCUGUAGCCUCUAUAUGUUUUUUUGUUGUUGCUGUUGUUUUAUAUGAUGCAUGUAUUCACUAAAAAAAUGUUUAAGAAACUAAUGCCUUGCUAGACAAGGUUUGCUGUUGUGCAGCGUGCCUGUCACCACUGGUCUGUAUUCUUUGAAUUUGCAUUUUUCUAUUUUGUACAAAGUAAAAAAAUAAAGUGUUGUAAGUAGUAAAAAAAAAAACAAAAGAUGCAUUUCUCUACUUACUAAA